AUUUUUUUUCCUUUCAUUCUUUUUGGUGGAAGCCAGACGUCGACGGAUAAUGUCGAUAUGAGGCCUUUUGGUGGAAGCAGAGCUUCUCUUUAGAUGAUCUGUGAACGUUGAAUUGCGGAAGGAGGAUUCAAUCUAUUAUACCAUAAAGUGGUGCCAGUGAAAGAUUCCAGGCAUGGAUAGCAGCAAGGAGCAUGGUGAGGUUGAUGGGGACAUCCCUGAAGGGGAACCUGAACCAUCCAUGCCCUCAUCUCAGGAGGAGGAAGAAGCAAUCAAGAAAAAGUAUGGAGGGAUUAUACCCAAGAAACCACCACUGAUUUCUAAGGACCAUGAACGUGCCUACUUUGAUUCAGCUGAUUGGGCACUAGAAAAGCAAGGAGCUCCUGUAGAUACUCCUAAAGGACCACUUGAGGCCCUUAGGCCUAAAUUGCAGCCCACACAACAACAUGCACGGUCCCACAGAUCUCCUUGUGCUCCUCCAGAUUGUCAAGAUGAAGGAGACGGAAGUCAUGGAACUGCCAAUGAUUGAGAGACUGCUGGUGGCCUUCGUAUCUCAAUAUAUUGAUGUUUAUUCUUCUAGUAUCUGUAGAAGUGACGAGUUCUAUUCCAUUGCUUCCAACAAUAAAAGCAGUGAAAAUUUGAUGUACUUGCUGAAGAAAAAGAACCUUAACAAUGUGUCUUAGGGCUGGGACUCAAGCUGGAAUUGCCAAAUUAAGGUCUUUUUCAGUUUUGGAGUA
This is a messenger RNA of Nelumbo nucifera (sacred lotus), 734 nucleotides long. RefSeq lists its product as uncharacterized. Gene Ontology annotation, molecular function: protein phosphatase inhibitor activity. Gene Ontology annotation, cellular component: cytoplasm. The record is from RefSeq and is a predicted model, not a curated record. NCBI's taxonomy places the organism in Eukaryota, Viridiplantae, Streptophyta, Magnoliopsida, Proteales, Nelumbonaceae.